AUGUAUCCACCCCAGAAUGAAUCAUGGUUCCCCGCUGAGUCUCAAGCAUCCACCGAGUCUCAAGCAUCCACCGAGUCUCAAGCAUCCACCGAGUCUCAAGCAUCCAACUCACAAAGCAGGUACACCUCUCCAACCUUUGACUAUGAUCAAUUUGAGCCAUACCACACGUUCAGUCCUUCUCAAUGGACGCAUAACCCCAGUCUUAGUCCGAUCGACAUCAAUUCACGUUCUGAUACCUUUAAUUGUGAUAGCCCAGCUCCUGUCGAUACCCCAGUCCUCUUCUCUUCCAUCAAUCAGACAGGAACAGGAAGCAAAGCACCCGAAGCUGCUCAUUCCGAUGAUUCCCACAUGCUGGCGCUUGAUAUUGACGCCUUGCUCAAAUCAAAUACCCCCGGUGAUCUCCUUCAACUAUUUUCGGCAAACUUAAUCAAACGACAUGCUGGAGCAUCUCGGUGGGAGAUAGAAUGCCCUGAUUGCCAAGAUUGGAUCAAAACAACGUUACCAACACGAAUUCUCACAGAUCUUGAUGCUCCCGGCUACUUCAAUACCCUCAGUGACCAUCGCCACGGUAAAAAGUGCUCGAAGCGUGCCCUUCAGCUUAAAUCUUCGCCGUCAAGCACUAAUUCUGAUCGCAUCUCCUCCUCUUCAUCGCCUACCGAAUAUUCGGCUCCAAUGACACUAGCUGAGAACUCUGACGUUAUCAGUACAGCAUGCACUGGUGUUCCGAUCGACUGGCCAGUCAGAGGACCUUCAUUUCUGGAGACUUUCCCAGUGGGUCGUGCUUCUGAUGGCCGAGGCGCGCUUCCUUUUGAUAUUGAUACACGGGGUGCUAUUCCGCACGCUUACUCAAAAAAUUGUGAUCGGAACACAACAUCGGGAUCCCCUUGCACAGAAUGUGCUGAUAUAGUCCCAUUCCUUGAGCAUCUUGUCUCAGUUGCACAGGACAUCAAAUCACACACUCACUACCGUUAUCGAAGCCAUUUCGACAUGGUUCAAGCGGUGCGUCAGUAUGCCGAAGAGGCUAACCGCUUGAAGCUCAAGGGGCUUAAUGAUGCGAGACGUGUCACUCAUGUCCUCACGCGCUUAGACGAAUACAAGUCAUUAAUCAUGGCAUUGUCUGAAAAUGACGUCCCUCGCAUACAGCAUAUCCUCGCUGUUGCACUUAAGCGAGGAUCUUCCAUUCGCCAAAUCAUUAAUACCCUUGAGGACGCAAUCGCCGGAACUUACCAUCCUCGAGGCUAUAGCGGAGAUGACCUCGACAUCGCCUUAUUAGCAUACCGCCUAGGAGGACGUCAACUGUUGUAUGCUUUUAGUUGUCACUUAGGCCUGCCCUCGUUGUGUACACUGCAAACCCACCGCACUUUUACAUCCAUUUCGCCUACAAUCGGCUCCAUUACAGCUGAACAGUUUGACGCUAAUAUAAAGACUCUGAUCCUCACACCUUUGCAGAGCACCCUCGUCCCUCAUCGUGGGCAUUCCAUUAUGAUGGACGAAAUCGCACUGGAGGAACGAGCCUCCCAUCACUGCGCCUCGAAUAGUGUCAUUGGACUCUGUCACUCUCACUCUCACCUCGUCGAUCCCACGCUACACACAUACGACUCAGCGCUUCGAAUUGCAGAGAAACUUGCACAAGGUCACAUCCAUCUUGGAAAAGAGAUGUCCGUGCUUGCCAUAGGUUCCUUUGGGGACGAUGAGAUUUUCCCCAUUCUCGCUGCACCUACUUGCAAGUGUGAGAACGCAGAGAAUAUGAUCUCUAUCUUUACCCUGGCAAUAGACCGUUGGCGAGAGACUGGCGCUGAAGCGCAUCUCGGACCAAUAUUCAGUGUUGCGACAGAUGGCGAUUCAACACGGAGGGCUGCUGGCCAUGCAAUGUUUCUCAAGACUAAGCUACCCACAACGUCCAGACUUUACGGGACCCUAUCACAUAUGCUGGGACUCAAUCUCGCUACGGGUGACCAUGAGAUUACGUUGGACUUUGAUUUAAAACAUAUUCUCAAACGAUGGUGCACGUUGUUGCGUACUCGUAAAGGCAUGAAGCUCGGCAAUGGACACUCUAUUACUAGCGCAGUACUCGCUCGCUACCUUGCGUGGCUCCCAGAUAUGGAUGAAACUUCGGUGACCAAGCUUCUCAAUCCCGACGAUCCGCAGGAUGUGCCGCAAGCUGUUGAGCUCAUGCAGGCCAUCAUUGUGCUGUCGAAGUUCAACAUUGACACCGUCACAGGUGAUGUUGGUAUGUGCGCAGAUAUGGCUUCAAUCAAAUCCCUUGGCGCUAUCUUAGAAUCACUCCUCCUUCCAUUUAUCGACGUCACCUUAUCACUCCAGCAGCAGGUCACACACUUAAGCCGUUACGCACAUCUCAUGUUCACCUUCUUCCGACUGUACCGUUCAGCAUUCAUGCUGCAUGUCCUCUAUUACGACUCCCAAACGAUGGUGAAGAAUGUCUGCUUUUGCAUUGCGAAGCAGCAGAAGCUCGAUGGCGGCCAUUUCUGGAUUAUCCAGACGGGCGACGACCGUCUGGAGAAGUUAUUUGGCAUCACUCGGAUGCGCGGCCAACACAAUUCGGCCAUGAAUUAUUCGCAGGCCCUCAAUCGCAUUGGUGCCGCCAAGGAUAUAGAUGUUGUAUUCAAGAAACAUCCAGAGCUCGAGUCUGGCUCGCGACGCCUCAAGAUUACUCGCACCGAAGGCUAUGAUCAUAUUCGCAGGGACAUGUGGGUCGGAGACGUUGUCACAGCGCACUGUGACCUCCCCUCUUCUUGGAAAGAGGGUCGCGAGCAGGCAGUGACUCUCCUUGGGGAGGCUCGCAUCCUUGGAGACUCCUUCGCCUUUCAAGUCUUUUUUUCACAUCCAGGAUGCGAUCUCAUGUGUCCUUGGGGAGGCAAUAAGUAUCUGGGGGUUAGUAGUACCAUGGAUGCGCAGGAGGUUGAUCUGAGAGUCGAGGAAGCUAUCCCUACUCUCCCUACUCUCCCUACUCCGCAUACACCUUCCUCCACUGAGGAUGUUCCCCUCGAGGAUGAUGUCCUGACUCUUGAGGAGGCACUCAUGCACAACCUCCCCUCCGGAAACCCUACCGUCGACAUUUCAGCACACUCCGUUGCUCCCACACUCGCGAGCGGACCUGGGAUCAACCCCGAUGAUUUUCUCCUUGUGCACGGCAAGUACGUUCACAAGGAGACCAUUUGUCGUUGUGUCCUCAACAAGUACUUCAUUCGCAAAUCCCUCAAUCAACAAGAACGUGUCUACAGUACUGGGUUCACAAAAGCCAACCGACGAUGUGAUCUUGUAGGUCGGUCUAUUACUGGCGGAAACUCAUUCAUCAUUGGCGACGUCUUCCUCACCAUCAUCCGUUCCAACAUCACACUUACAAUCGCACUCAUUCGCUGCACUCUUAUCGAGCGGGAUAGUGUCACUCGACACGAUAUCCUUGUCCCCGAGGUCGCGACUUCAUCUGUCAGGCUCACAGGUCAAAUUCUGUCCCUUAUCCCCUCUCGCAAACCUGCAGGAGAGCGCUCCUGGCUCUGGACUGGAGAUUACAUCAAGACUAACUCCGAGAUUCAAGGUACCGAUCAACACAUGGAGAAGAUCGUGGAAAUCACCGUUCCUGGGCUUCUCGUCGAACUCGUUAACCCCGAUACCACAUGCAUCCGCUUCCGUGACGACGUCAACUCUGACAACUUCAUCGCUCUGAACAAUAUCGGGAAUACCUGGAUCAUCGACGAAUCAGCUCUUGCCCUCGCGUGCGAUGUGUUGUGGGCCAAAGCAUGUGAACAUUCAAUUACCAUCAAGUCUAUUCUCCAUGUCCCUCCUCCGUCGGACUCUUCUGUAUUUCCUUACGCUCUUCCUGAUGGCUCUACAGGGAUCACUUGCGCUGAAGCAAGCCAGCAACUCGCUGCCGCAGAAUCAGGAGCUCUGAUGGAGUGUCCACUGUGCGGGGCAAAAACAGACUCCAUGCGCGCACACGUCGGCCGUCAUAUUCUGAGAGCAAGGCAUGGUCUCCUCGAGGAGAAUCUGAAAGAGCAGGUUGGUGUUGUACAGCCAUGCGGGUCCUGUGGGCGAUCUGGACUUGAAGGAUGCAAGAUCCAGGUCAAAAUUAGCGCCAAUGGUGUCAUUUCUGUCGUGACGCACUGCCCAUACCACACUAACUUCAGGUACGCGAACGCCAACGCUGGAUCGAGGAACCGUCCUUGCCACAACGUGCCUAUCAAGUGCGAGUUGUGUCACCCUACUCUUGCGCCUGUUACAGGCAAGAAAUCCCGCUCUGGUGCGCCAUACGUGGACGCGAUAUGGCGUUACAACAUGAUCGAUCAUCUCAACGAAACCCACCCACAGUAUGCGCAUCCCAUGAACACCCACGGUCAUCCUCUCCCACCAGAUAUUCUCAAUUCGUUCACUCUUACAUCCCUGGAACAACAUGAAGCUGGUAUUCCCGAGCUACUCUGGCUCGUCCCUCUAUUCGAUGGUGAUAAGGAAAAUCAGGCUGGACCCAGCUCCCACAAGCGGAAGUCCAACAACGCCGCCAAUGGGAAUGCGAAGAAGGCUCGACCAACUUUAUAG
Molecule: messenger RNA, 4551 nt
Organism: Suillus clintonianus
Lineage: Eukaryota; Fungi; Basidiomycota; Agaricomycetes; Boletales; Suillaceae
Exons: 5
Coding region: 1-4551 (1516 amino acids)
Source: RefSeq, a predicted model, not a curated record